Messenger RNA from Salmo salar (Atlantic salmon), 1698 nucleotides. Lineage: Eukaryota; Metazoa; Chordata; Actinopteri; Salmoniformes; Salmonidae. The record is from RefSeq and is a predicted model, not a curated record.
ACAGCACGUGACAUUGUUGUUUACAAAGGUAUCUACUCGGUGGCGUAAACCCGCUAGACUGAAGCAGACAGACGUUUCAACAUUUAUUUGAUAAAACAAACAGCUAGACUUUCAUAACCAUCGCCAAUAUGUCCAAACUACAGUUGUUGAAUAUAUUCGUCACCGAGCGUUUAUCCGCGGCUGCUGUGGAGAUAUUCGGGGUCGUGGAGAAGACCAUAGCAGAGUAUCAGGAAGAAAUCUGCCGUUCAGCGGAGGAGAACGACCGUUUACGGAGGGAGAUGGACAUGAUUAUCAAAUCAGAGAUACAGUUAUACAAAACAGACUUCCAGCUACUGUCUCCUGCCGUUCACCCUGAGCAGCAGAACCGUGAGCAGGAGUGGAGCCCCAGUCUAGAGCAGGAGGACCCAGAACCCACACAGAUUAAAGAGGAACAACAGGAGCUCAGACUCAGUCAGGAGGACUCACCUCAGCCCUCACAUCUUUACCUAAACCAAACUGUGGAUGAUGGAGAGAGGAGCGCUCUACCUAUCAUCAUAACUGAAGAGAUCAAAACAGAACCUGAUGGAGAGGGCUACAGAGUACCACAACCAACCAGUGAUCAGGCCCUCUCAGUUCAUCCAGACUGCUCUGCUGCAGUGGAGAAACUAUAUCAGUGUCAACAAUGUGGCAAAAGCUUUACACGUAAGGGAAACUUGACCUUGCAUUUAAAGAUACACACAGGAGAGAAACCUUAUCUGUGCAAACAAUGUGGCAAAAGGUUUAACCAGAAGAGCAACUUGACCAUCCACACAAGGGUACACACAGGAGAGAAUCCCUAUCAGUGCAAACAAUGUGGCAAAAGGUUUAACCAUAAGAGCAACUUGACCAGCCAUACAAGGAUACACACAGGAGAGAAUCCGUAUCAAUGGAAAGCUAUUUAAGACUUCAUCAGUGUGUUCACACGGGAGAAAUCUUACCAGUGCAAAUAAUGUGGCAAAAGCUUUGGUUAUAAACAGCCAUACAUCACAUAUGAGCACUCACAUUAAAGGGCAUACAUAUUACUGCAGUGAGCACAGCAAAAACUUCAGCCUAGAGUGAAAGUGAAAACCACAAAUGAUACUUUGCAUCAUUGUGGAUUUCUUCUCACAUCCAACUUGUAAAUUAAUGUUAUGUUCUGUUUUCUGGCACUUGACGACAAAACAAAUUGAGUUGUGAAAAUCAUCACUGAGUAUUAGAUUUCUUAGCUGAAACUCUCUCACUUUCAGAGACCUACAGUGCAUUCGGAAAGUAUUCAGACCCCUUGACUCUUUCCAUUUUGUUACGUUACAGCCUUAUUCUAAAAUUGAUUAAAUAGUUUUUUUCCCUCAUCAAUCGAUCAAUCGAAAUUUUAGCAAAUGGAUCUGUACUUUGCUCUGUUCAGCUUUGCCUUGAUCCUGACUACCUGAAUUUCCAGACUAUAAACUGCUACUUUUUUCCCACGCUUUGAAUCUCACGGCUUAAACAAUGACGCGGCUAAUAUAUGGAUUUUUCCCGCUUUCAAAAAAACACAUUCUGUGACGUGCUCAGUUUUUUGGCGGCAUGAAGCUUUCAUUAGACCAAUGAAAUUGCCGAACGGGUUAAGGUCAAACAACUUUUUUGUUUACUGUUUAGAUUAAAUCGAGCACUCUCAAACUGCACAUCAUUCUGAUUACGGUAGUCAUUUUGUCACCAUCAUCAUGG